This is a messenger RNA of Zingiber officinale, 1050 nucleotides long. RefSeq names its product probable BOI-related E3 ubiquitin-protein ligase 3. Gene Ontology annotation, molecular function: ubiquitin-protein transferase activity. Gene Ontology annotation, biological process: regulation of programmed cell death. The record is from RefSeq and is a predicted model, not a curated record. NCBI's taxonomy places the organism in Eukaryota, Viridiplantae, Streptophyta, Magnoliopsida, Zingiberales, Zingiberaceae. Bases 231 to 884 code for a protein of 217 amino acids. The transcript has 3 exons.
UCCCAAUCUAUCUGCUUGCCCAAAUGCCGCAAACAGUCAAGAACCAUCUCUCUCUUUCUCUCUCAGUCCCACACUCAGUUUACACGGUCGUCUAAAGUUGUACCAAAUGCUCUCUCUUCUCUCCCUCCAUCUCUUUGUUAUUUGAUUGUCUUUUUUCCUUGCCCACCUUUCUUGAUUGCAUGCAUCUUCCAUGAGAAAUUGUUGCUGGUGUUGGUCAGGAUCAAUCAGCCAUGCAAUUGGGAGACGCCGGGCCGGCCGCCGGAGCGACCGCCGGACCUUUGCUCCCCUUCUGCGAUUCCCCUGCUCUGGUGAGCUCUGAUAGUGGUGUCUUCUUCCCCUCGGCGUCUAGGAAGCGGCCGCGCGAGGACUCCUCCUCCUCCCACGUUCACCGGCAGUUGCUCGACCUCAAUCGCCUCGUCGUUGAUCAUGUUGCAAGGUUGAGGGCCGAGCUGGUGGGGCGGCUGAGGCGGAUCCUGGCGGCGGCCGAGGAAGGGGCGUCGAAGCGGCUGAGAGCGAAGGAAGAGGAGGUGGAGCUGGCGAGGAAGGUCGCCUUGGCGCUGGAGGAGCGCUUGAAGAGCCUCUCCAUCGAGAACCAAAUGUGGCGAGAGCUGGCGCGGAGCGGCGAGGCGGCAGUCUGCGCGCUGCGUGCCGACCUUGACCGGGCUCUGGCGGAGGCGGCGACGGCCGACGCCGAGUCCUGCUGCCGCGGCGACAGCGCGGCGGCGAGGAGGGCAUGCCGGUGCUGCGGGGAGAUGGAGCCGACGGUGCUGCUGCUCCCCUGCCGACACCUCUGCGCCUGCGCCGUCUGCGGCCCGGCGGCGGCCGCCUGCCCCGUCUGUGAUUGCCGGAAAAAUGGCCACGUGCUCGUAAACAUGUCCGAUUAAUGCUCUCAAAUUUUCGGAAAUGAAAAGGAAAUUAGUUAGAAUUUUUCCUUCGAUUAAUUAAACUUCUAAUUAAUCGGUUGUAUAGGGACAUAUUCUAAAUAAAUACUUUUAUUAUAUGUUAGUCAUUAUUUCAAAAGUUAAUAGUUAUUCAUAAUUUAAAGACGAA